AUGAGCAAGUUAGCGAUUCUGGGACUCCUGGCGGCUGCCGCGAUGGCGGUGCCCAUGUCGGACACCAACCACUUGCAGGGGAACAGGGACCUCGAUUGCCUGGAGCAAGAGGACGCGUUGUUCAGCUGCAUGUUCGUGAAAACCGUCAGCGCGUUGGAUAGAGCCGCCAGGUCCACCGACAUCCAGAUCUUCGACGGAGUCACUUUCGUCCGGGACACGCCGAUGGAGCGUAGCGGGAAGGACCUGCAGACGGAGCUGGACAUCAUGAACGAGCUGCCACGUGACGCGUCGGACCGCGCCAUCAAAUUGGUGAACAUGCUGUACGAGUCCGCGAUGUCGUUCCUGAAGAGCCACAGCUUGAAGCUGAGCAUGCCGGAGGACGGUUCAAUUUCCCGCACGCUCAGCGAAGGUCGCGGCAAGAUCAAGAAGAUGAUCCUGCCGCUGGUGGCCGCAGCCGGAGUGAAACUGUUCGCGUUGGUGCCGAUUCUUCUCGGAGGCCUCAGCCUGCUGGUGCUGAAGGCCCUCUUCGUUGGCAAGAUCGCCCUGCUGAUCGCAGGAUUGCUGGCGUUCCCUAGGUUGCUCAGCGGUGGCAGCUUCGGGCCAGCCGGGAUCCUCGGCAAGAACACUCAGCCCGUCUCCGGAUGGGUCGACAAUGGCGGCCAGGGCUGGUCGUCGGGUGCCGUGGCUCAGUCCCAGGGCUACUACAAGAGAAGCUUCGAAACUGAAAAGGACGCCCACUCGAUGGCCUACGCGGCCCAAAUGCCCACGACGGAGGCGCGUUAA
Nomia melanderi (Alkali bee) is the source of this 783-nucleotide messenger RNA. It is a transcript of the gene Osi14, whose product is annotated as DUF1676 domain-containing protein Osi14. The record is from RefSeq and is a predicted model, not a curated record. Gene Ontology annotation, cellular component: membrane. NCBI's taxonomy places the organism in Eukaryota, Metazoa, Arthropoda, Insecta, Hymenoptera, Halictidae.